CCCAAGGAAAGCGCGCCCCGACCGGAGGAGACGACUCUACCCAAUACCGAUGCGACUGACCCGGCGAUUGAGCUGGGGCGGUUUGCACUCAAACCGCGAACCAGUCGAGUGGGCGAUCAGGAGUUACCAUGGAAGUUGAGUCUGUCCGGACUGGGCGGAGAUACUGACGAGCAUGAUGAGGCUGAAGUGACGGUGGAAGAAAGAGACAGGGCACGGAGGGAGGCCAGCGAUGUACUUGUAUCUGCCAUCACCACUGCCACCACCAUCGAUCAGCAUCCAAUGCGGAAACCAAAACCAACACGAGAUACCUCAUUUGGAGUCUCCCCCUCUUCCCUAUCCACAAUCCCAGAAUCAGUCGCAUCUCCGUCAAUAUUAUCCCCGUCUGAACUUCCACAUCGCGACAACUCGUCUACGACAGCGCUAGUCUCGUUCUCCGAUACUGAAUCACGCAUCUCUCCACCCCCGUCCCCUACCCCAAACCCGGAUACGGGAAUCAAGACCGCAAGUUUAUGCCGAGAACCUACCUGCACCGAUACUCCUCCGACAGCAUACCCCAUUCCAACCCUCAACACUCCGAAAGAAGCAGGAAACGGAAACAGCACAGCACCCAAUGGCCCCACACCCCAUACACAGACAAACUCACAUCCCCACCGCCCCGCCCCACCCCGGGCCCUCGUCUCCACUCCCAUUGAACUCCCCGUCCCCGCAGCAGACGGAGGUGAUGAUCAUGAUAGUGAUGCUUCCAGUGAACCCGAAAUUAUCAUGUCGAGUACGGCAUAUCCGGGGCAGGAGUGGAGGCCGGUGGGGUAUAUGGGAUAUGAAUCGGGGAUAUAA
Messenger RNA from Aspergillus niger, 834 nucleotides. RefSeq lists its product as uncharacterized. The record is from RefSeq and is a predicted model, not a curated record. NCBI's taxonomy places the organism in Eukaryota, Fungi, Ascomycota, Eurotiomycetes, Eurotiales, Aspergillaceae. The annotation marks the transcript as partial. The transcript has a single exon.